Messenger RNA from Ilex paraguariensis (yerba mate), 1024 nucleotides. NCBI's taxonomy places the organism in Eukaryota, Viridiplantae, Streptophyta, Magnoliopsida, Aquifoliales, Aquifoliaceae. The record is from the annotation of a GenBank genome assembly.
CGUCACUCUCAUUACAUUUGCCCAAAAAUCUCCAUUCCUAACAACAACAACUCUCUCUCUCUCUCUCUCCUUUUAAAAAGGUUUAACUUCAUCCAACAGUCUUGAAGCACUGUAUAGUUUCUCAUAAAUUUCACCACAAUCUUGCACAAUCAUGGCUGUUUUUGCCCUGUGUUUAGUGCUUUUCUUGGUCAUGACUGGUUGUUCAAGUGCCCUCUAUUGCACAUGUAAAGAUGGGGUGGGUGACUCAGCACUGCAGAAGAGCAUAGACUAUGCUUGUGGAGCUGGAGCUGAUUGUACUCCAAUCACUCAAAAUGGUCCUUGUUACCAACCCAACACUGUAAAAGAUCACUGCAACUUUGCUGUUAACAGCUACUUUCAGAAGAAAGGUCAAGUUUCUGGGAGCUGUGAUUUUUCAGGCACUGCAACCCCUAGUCAAAAUCCACCCAGUGGCCAAAGUUCUACAUGUGUUUAUCCUUCAAGUUCCAGCAAUGUAGGAGCCCCAUCAACCACCAACCCAAACAGCACUUCAUCCAAUACACCCUCUAUUACAACUCCAGGCUCUACUAAUAGUCCAACUUUUAGCCUUGGCCCUACAGGCAAUGGUGGCAUCACCAGCACAGACAACAGUGCCAGUGUGACUCUCCAUCAAAGCAUGAACUUGCUUUACUCUUUUACUCUAACCCUUUUGUUUUCAGGUUUUCUAUAUUUGAAAGCCUAAGAAACUGAGAUGGUGGGGUUUGAUGAGUGGGUGAGAUUUUGCCAUGACAGGUUAGGUAGGCAUUGGAUGGAACCUUCUGGACACAACUCCACUAGGGUUGUUUUUUGUUUUCUUCCUCCCAUGUGAAAAAAGACUGGAAUUUGAUUCCUUCUAAGUGUUGAUCUUGCUACUGGUGUGGUAGAACUUGAUGAUCUCUCCCAGAUUUUUCCUUCUGUAUAUCUAUAAGAGAGGCGGCAUUUUUUUUUUUUUUUUUGUAUUUUUGAUGAGAAUUUGCUACUCAUCUACUUCACUUUUUUGUUAUUAACU